Parathielavia appendiculata is the source of this 312-nucleotide messenger RNA. RefSeq lists its product as uncharacterized. Gene Ontology annotation, molecular function: structural constituent of ribosome. The coding region runs from base 1 to 312 and encodes 103 amino acids. Gene Ontology annotation, biological process: translation. The record is from RefSeq and is a predicted model, not a curated record. Gene Ontology annotation, cellular component: ribosome; mitochondrial large ribosomal subunit. The transcript has 2 exons. NCBI's taxonomy places the organism in Eukaryota, Fungi, Ascomycota, Sordariomycetes, Sordariales, Chaetomiaceae.
AUGCGCGCUCUGUCCCUUUCAUCAGCCCGGCCGACCAUACAACUCCCCGCGAUCCAGACCUCCCGGUGUCUGUCGCAGGCCGUGCUCGCAAAUGCCACUUGCAGGACGGCUAGUCUUAUAGCCGCCCCCGCUGCGCAGAGCGGCGUGGCCGUGUUCCAGAAGCAGCAGGCCCGGGGGAUGAAGGUGCGCAGCGCCAUCAAGAAGCGGUGCGAGCAUUGCAAGGUCGUCCGGCGGAAAGCGAGCAAACGACACAACGGCUAUCUAUACAUUAUAUGCCCGGCGAACCCAAGGCACAAGCAGCGUCAGGGCUAA